This is a messenger RNA of Ectocarpus sp. CCAP 1310/34, 890 nucleotides long. Lineage: Eukaryota; Phaeophyceae; Ectocarpales; Ectocarpaceae. The record is from the annotation of a GenBank genome assembly.
UCUCUUGGCACACCCUCCUGUCAAGGCUCCAAGCUAUUCCAAUUGUUGACAAAAGGGGUCGAGAACCCAGGUGAGAGGUAUGGGGGACGAUGGCUGCAGUGCUUCCGAACUCCGACGUCGGUAUCACAUGGGAGGAGAUCUAAAGGAUGAUUCUUUGACCGCACCACAGCUUCGAGCCCGGUACGGUAUCAAGAAGAACACGGCAGAAUUCAGCACCAAGACCGGCGGAGCGCGGAGCGGGGAUAUGACGUCGUCCGUUUGGCCAUUGGCGGCCGUGCUUGCUCUGGUAUUGGUAGCAAUCCUUUUCGCGGUGCGCACAGGCGGCAGCAAAUAGUCCGCGUUGUAGACAGUAGACCAACUCUGCGCGUGCUUGGGCCAGCUGAGAAGGUUUUGGUUGCGUCGCAGCGCGUGACGUCUGGCUCGAAUAAUAUUGAAAGUCGUUGUCAGCGCGAGGGCAACGACGGGUUGUUGGUAUUAUCAUUCUGUUUGCGAAUGUAUACAUAUCUGUAUUGUGAACAGGAGGAAGAAUCUGGUAUUUCCACUGUGCCACGGGAGCAAGCUAUAGGUCUAAACCCUCUCACGCGCGGAGAUACGCUUGUUGUUGAUAUGGAGGACGCUAUUCCUAUUUUGAGUUAUAUAUUUCUCGGGUACAUCGGCGUUGUGAGCUUCAAGGUUUGAAAGCUGUCGCGUUUGUUACUCGGGAGACGGGGGGGGGAUGUCGAGACGUCUAUUACUUGGGCGACGCAAAUAGAAAAUUAGUGGCAAUAUGCUCGCCACGUUGAAGACGUCGUCCGCGUUGAUCGGUUCUGAGAACGAUGCAAAGGUGCGCAAUGAAAUAUUUGCUAUCUAGUUUCUUCAUGGUUAGCACCCCCUGUCGAGUUUCAAAGUCC